Messenger RNA from Ectocarpus siliculosus, 2157 nucleotides. Lineage: Eukaryota; Phaeophyceae; Ectocarpales; Ectocarpaceae. The record is from the annotation of a GenBank genome assembly.
AUGAAGGUCAUGCGGCGCACGAGGCCCGGCAUGCGCGAGUACCAGCUGGAGAGCAUGUUCCGGCACUGGGUCUACUACAACGGCGGGUGCCGCCACACCGCGUACACCAGCAUCUGCGGCUGCGGGCCGAACAGCGCGGUCCUCCACUACGGCCACGCGGGGGCGCCGAACGACCGCACGAUCGGAGACAACGACAUGCUUCUCCUAGACAUGGGCGGCGAGUACCACUGCUACGCCAGCGACAUCACGUGCUCGUUCCCCGCUAACGGAAAGUUCACGGCCGACCAGAAGAUGAUCUUCGAAGCCGUACGAGACAUGGCCUUCGCGGUCAUGGACGCCAUGAAGCCUGGCGUGUCGUGGCCCUCGCUGCACGAGCUCUCCUACCGAGUCGCCUGCGAGCGGCUCAAGGACGCCGGCCUGCUGACCGGCUCCGUAGACGACAUGAUGGCGGCAAACGUCGGCGCCGUCUUCAUGCCCCACGGCCUCGGCCACCUGAUCGGCCUCGACACGCACGACGUGGGGGGGUACCCCGAGGGUGGGCGCGCGCGGGACUCCCGGCCGGGACACUCGAGCCUCCGCUGCGGGAGGGACCUCGCCGACGGGAUGGCGAUCACGGUGGAGCCGGGGAUUUACUUCAUCGACCACCUGCUGAACAAGGCCCUCGCGGACCCCGAGGUGGCGCCGUUUCUGGUGACCAGCGAGCUCGCGCGAUUCCGUGGCUUCGGGGGGGUGAGGUUAGAGGACGACGUGGUAGUCACGGCAGACGGUGUCAGGAAUCUCACCAAUUGCGCUCGGACCGUGGAAGACGUGGAGGCUGUCAUGGCCGGCAGGAUAACCAACCGCAACCAGCUCUUCAAGAAGUGCUACACGGACGCCUGAGCGGGAGGGGAAAGCGCGAGGGCGUCGCCCACGUGCAGGUCGAUUUUCGCGGGAGAACUGGAGAGUCUGGCCGGUGUGUGCGGCUUUUGGACGUUUCAUCCUCUUCUGUGGCGGUGCUUUCCGAAGUCCUCUCGGUUUUUCUAGCGAUAAACUCGUGUGGCCGAAUGAGAGCGUCGACAGGUGGCCAUGGGUGGCAGAACUCAUCACCCCGAUGGGGUUGGACAAGGAGUAUGCUUGCGUGGACGGAAAAACGUGUACCGAAAAUGGCGGCGUUGGAACUGUCCCGUCGAGAGCUUCCCGACCACGUAUCGUUUGAAUAGGAGUGGCUGUCCUUUUCGUCUUCAAAUAUAGCUAGCAUAGUAGUCGACCUCUGCAAAUCGGUCCCGGGCGCGUGACGCCUCGAGUCACCUACGAUAACGUUUGCUGUGUGCAAUGAAGACACGCCAGAAACCGGGACAACAGACCGAGCGCGGCCACGACAUUCCCACGAGAGACCCCCCCCCCCUCUCGGCGUGUGGUCACGGGGCCUCUGCCUUUAGUCAAGGCUGAAACGUGCGAAGUCAACUGCGCGAGUGCCUCAACGCCAUCAACACAGCAAAAAAAAACGAGCAAAAGAGAAAAACAGGCCGGAGAUGAUUAUCCAAAAUGCAAGGCUCAUGGACAACCAGACGUUUUCAACGCUACCACCCUUACCGUGAUGUCCUACACGACACGGGUGCCUGGUGGGUCAUGCCUUUCUCAGCAACGGGAGAAGAAAAAGCCUCCAAGCUAUGUAACUAGAAACCGCCGUGUUUCACCUUUUCUCUCUCUCUCUCUGCUGGGUGUAUCUACAUCGCGACCGAACUCUCACAAACCACAUUCGAUGUUAAGAUCAACGUUGGAGACGCGCGUGCGUGAAGGAACCCGCCGGCGCGCGAACCCACUGCCUACCUAGUUCGGGGGCUACGUGGCGUGGGAGGCACAUCAUGGGUGCACACACGAGUCUCGCGCCAAGGCGACCGAAGCGAGGUGACACACGUGGUGGUGGGCGGGGGAAUGUCUCCCAGUUCGGGUGAACCUAUAUCCAAGUCCACUUUCUGUUCUGUUCGUCAACCAACGCCUGCAGCUGCCUGUUGCGCCGAUACAAUCGAUUGCUAACCGUUGUGAUUGCUCCUCAUCGCAUGUUCCAAAAAUGCCUGAUGUCGGUUGCUAACCGUUGUCAACUGCUCCUUCCUACUGUAGAACCACAUGUUCCAAAAAUGUCUUCACUUCAACAACAAGGUCCGAAAAUUCAGGUCC